AUGAUUGUCAAUGAGAGUGUUUAUGUGGACCUGCGUAUCCUGAAACUGAGUCAAAUAGUCUGCUCUACUCUGACUGGAAAUGUGCGCAUAGACAAAAAACAAGCAUCUAGCCGUGUAUAUAAAGGAGCCACACUCAUUGAACUUAGCAUUGGGUCGUUGGUACUUGCACUUGCUGUGAUCUUGAAGGGCAUAAAUGUUGAGGUCCACAACCCCUUAAAUCGAGAGAGACUUACGCUUCUCCCAUAUGCUGCCUUGAUCCUGCUGUCAGGACUAUGUCUUCUGCUUCCUGCGAUAAAGCCAUCACCUUCUUUGAUAAGAUUUAAUCUCUAUACUCACCUAGUGGAUGUUCUAUUCAGUCUUGUAUGUUGUGGACUCGUGGCAAAGAAUACACCAUACCAAUCAGAAACCUCAAGUACUGCUGGGUACUCUGUUAACAACAUUUUAGGUAUACUGAUUGGUAUGUCGGUGUUGGAAUUUCUUCUUGGACUUUUCAUAAUAUGUUAUGGGUUCGUGCUACUACCUUUAGGUGAUUCGGAAGGCAGCCCAGUGCCAAAGCCUGUCUCCAGCACCACCACCGACCGACUCUGCCCUACUGAUACAGAACCCAAUUAUGGUCUAACUGAGGGGGAGACACCUGAUCAAAAAUCUGAAAUUAAUUAUGAUAUAUUAAUGUAUUUCCCUGACAGUAUUUGCAUGAUUGACCUUUUAAAAAAGACUAUAUCUAACAGGAAUGUACAUGGCUCUCUGCAUAUCUCUCUGUGUUGUACAUUGUGAUCCACAUGUAUAUGCCUGUGAUGCCUAUGUUAUUUAUUCUCUUCUGCAUAACCUACUGUACCUCUUUUUAUUGUGAUCUACAAUUAUGAUUGUCAAUGAGAGUGUUUAUGUGGACCUGCGUAUCCUGGUUAGGGUUUUUUGAAGGAUUCCAUUUUUGUGUUUGUACUUGUAAACAUCAUAUUCCGAUUCCAUAAACCCAGAAUAUCCCUUAUACUGGUUUUGAGAAACCCAAUGAUGCUAGCUUGGGUACCCCAACAUAAACGUUGGUGCUUCAGCAUGUAUACACCUUAUCCUGGUUUGUGAUUGUUACUGACUAGUAUGCAUUAAUAUGACGCAGUAAUGAGUAACUAUAGUAGAAGUAUUUAUCAUGUAUACAGGGAUCUUCAUAACCAGGUUUCUCUGUGUUAAUGUAAACUCCAUAUCCUGAAUAUAUGAUCAAAUCAGCCUUCUCACCAAGAGACUGUGCAUAGAGACAGUCAAUAAGGUCAGGUAAGGUAAGGAAACUUUAAUGUCCCCGAGGGGCAAUUGGUUUUAACAGCCAGUAGUACCAACAAAUAUGCCAUACAACAUCAUACAAGACAUACACAUCAAAACAUUUAAGACACAUACAGAGACAAAUAACAUUUAAGACACAUACA
Alosa sapidissima (American shad) is the source of this 1412-nucleotide messenger RNA. RefSeq lists its product as uncharacterized. Lineage: Eukaryota; Metazoa; Chordata; Actinopteri; Clupeiformes; Clupeidae. The transcript has 7 exons. The record is from RefSeq and is a predicted model, not a curated record. The coding region runs from base 1 to 774 and encodes 257 amino acids.